UACUACUGUACCUAUUGAAGUUAUUUACCACAACUUCUAUCAUUCUUCUGCUUUCAAAUUGAAUCAAAACUUUCCAACACUAUCACGGUCAGAAUUUGAUUGAUUAUGCUAUCUCGCUGAACAUCUAUCUGCCUUGAAGGCGGCUACAGUAAUAAACUCUGAAUUAACUAACAAAGAAACAAUAUUAUAUCUCAUUCACAAUGGCAUCGAAACGUAAGGCGUCCGCUAUGGCACCUACUGUGGAAGAUCCAGUAGAUCCAGCUGAUGAGCUCACUUUUACGAAUCUUGGUGGUGGUAAUGAGGUUGGAAGAUCUUGUCAUAUCAUACAAUACAAGGGUAAAACUGUCAUGGUAAGCAUAGAAUCUCUUUCUCCUUCUGCGCAACUUGCUCACUGACUUCUGAUAGCUCGAUGCUGGUAUGCACGCUGGUUAUGAUGGACUAGCAGCUCUACCUUUCUAUGAUGAUUUCGACUUGAGUACGGUCGAUUUACUUUUGAUCAGCCAGUAAGCGGAUUCCUCUUUUUUACAUCUUAUAUACGCGUAUUGGCUUUUGGAGGACAGGCAGUGGAUAUAUGGUAUUCUCUUUUGGCGGUUCAAUACAAUGCGCCAUCAGCAGUUUGGACUCUGCUUCGCAUUUUGGUUCAAGCAAUUCUGUAUACGUCUCACAUUUCAUUUGGCCUAUCUACCUACCAUAUUUAUCAUGUAUACGAGAAUCAAUACAAUACCGUUAUCCCACAGCAAAUGCUUGUCUUGAUUCUGUGAUAUAACUUCUAUCGCCGCACGCCCGACUUGUAUAUAGAAUAUUUUUGUUGGCGUAUCUUGCGUUGACCGAUAGUACAAGAGCUGACCUUUUAAAGUUUCCACGUCGACCAUGCCGCUUCAUUACCAUACGUCCUUGCGAAGACUAACUUCAAAGGUCGCGUCUUCAUGACACAUCCUACCAAAGCUAUCUACAAAUGGCUUAUUAUAGACAGCGUAAGAGUUGGAGGGGCAUCAUCUAAUGGAGGCUCACAAUCAGUCUACACCGAAGCCGACCAUCUCACUACAUUUGCUCAAAUCGAAGCUAUUGAUUACCAUACCACACAUACAAUCUCUUCGAUAAGGGUCACUCCAUAUCCAGCUGGGCAUGUGCUCGGUGCUGCAAUGUUUCUCAUUGAAAUUGCAGGACUCAAGAUCUUUUUCACAGGAGAUUAUUCUCGAGAAGAUGAUCGACAUCUUGUUUCUGCUGAGGUUCCCAAAGGAGUGAAGAUUGAUGUUCUAAUUACCGAAUCUACUUAUGGUAUAGCAUCACAUAUCCCUCGAUUAGAACGAGAGCAGGCCCUUAUGAAAUCCGUCACUAGUAUCUUGAAUCGUGGUGGUCGCGUUCUCAUGCCGGUCUUUGCACUUGGUAGAGCCCAAGAACUUCUUCUGAUUCUAGAUGAGUACUGGGAUAAACAUCCAGAAUUUCAAAAAAUUCCGAUCUACUAUGCUAGUAACUUAGCUCGUAAAUGUAUGUUGGUAUACCAAACAUAUGUCGGAUCUAUGAACGAAAAUAUCAAACGACUAUUCAGAGAACGCAUGGCUGAAGCCGAAGCCAACUCAACUAGUGGAGGUAGAGGAGGACCAUGGGAUUUCAAAUACAUUCGUUCAUUAAAGAACCUCGAUCGAUUUGACGACGUAGGAGGUUGUGUUAUUUUAGCAAGUCCCGGUAUGCUACAAAAUGGUAUUAGUAGACAAUUACUCGAAAGAUGGGCACCAAGUGAUAAAAAUGGUGUUAUUAUUACUGGUUAUAGUGUCGAAGGUACUAUGGCGAAGCAAAUCAUGCAAGAACCCGAUCACAUUCAAGCAAUCAUGUCCGGACCACAGGGUUUUACACGAAGAUCAGCACCUGGAGAAGCAGAGAAAGCCAUGAUACCUAGAAGAUGUAGUGUUCAAGAAUUCUCUUUCGCAGCCCAUGUUGAUGGUGUCGAAAAUCGAGAAUUCAUCGAAGAAAUCGCUGCUCCUGUAGUGGUAAGUCAACUCAAGUUUCAAAUCUAGCCCUGAAUGAGAAACACCCUAACAUCAAUAGAUUCUCGUCCAUGGCGAACAACACAACAUGAUGCGUCUGAAGUCCAAACUCCUCUCCUUGAACGCCGACAAGACCACUAAAGUCAAGGUUUUCUCUCCCAAAAACUGCGAACCAUUACGCAUCCCCUUCUUAACCUCCAAAACCGCCAAAGUUGUCGGAAAACUCGCAAAUAAUCCUCCGCCCGCUGAUUCCAGUCAACUCAUCACUGGUGUGUUGGUGCAAAAUGAUUUCAAAAUGUCUUUAAUGGCCCCGGAAGAUUUAAGAGAAUAUGCUGGAUUGACUACUACUACUAUUACAUGUAAACAACGUAUGACGCUUAGUGCGGCAGGUAUUGAUCUUAUACGAUGGGCAUUAGAGGGAACAUUUGGAAAGAUUGAUGAAUUGCCUGAAAGUAGGGGGAAACAAAAACAUUCGAUUGGAAAUGGUGAUACGCAUAUGAAUGGAUCAUCUGAUGAGGAGGCUGAUGAGGAAAUCGCGAAUACAAAUGCGGUAACUGCUUAUUUAGUUAUGGGAUGUGUGACGGUGAGGUAUAGGAGUAAUGGGGAAGUUGAAUUAGAAUGGGAGGGGAAUAUGUUGAAUGAUGGGAUUGCCGAUGCUAUUAUGGCGGUAUUAUAUUCGGUGGAGAGUAGUCCGGCUGCUGUUAAACGUACGUUGUUAACCUUCUUACUCCAUCUACUCUUUCUUUUCCUUCAUCUUUCUCUACUCUGAUAUCAUAUCCCUUCACACCCAUCUUCUCCCGUCCAUCACACCAAAAGAAAAUACUAACACCCCCCAGAAUCCGCAAGCAAAUCCCCACAUUCCCACUCCCACUCCCCCGCCCCCUCAAAACGCAACCUCCACGCCCACCUCUCCCCAACCGAACGCCUCGAACGCCUCUUCAUGUUCCUAGAAGCCCAGUUCGGCGCCGACAACCUAACACCCAUUGCACUUCCCCGACUCUCCUCCCCGUCUCACCCCUCCCUAGAAACCACCCUCGAAACCAAACCCGGACCCGAAACAGAAACCGAAACCUACGCCCUAGAAAAAGAACUCGCUCGUCUCCAUAAACUAGGUAUCCCCGUCCCAGGCAUCGAAAUUAAAGUUGAUAAGAUGGAAGCAAAGGUUUGGUUGGAGGAUUUGGAGGUGGAGUGCGGGAAUCGGGUUUUUGGAGAGAGGGUUAGGGCAGUGGUGGAGAGGGCAGUGGAGGUUACGGCGCCGUUGUGGGGGUAGGCUGGUUGGGUGGGUGGGUUUGUAAUCUGUGGGUUUUUAGGGUGUGUUGGGUUAGUGAAGGGGUGGGGUG
This is a messenger RNA of Sclerotinia trifoliorum, 3325 nucleotides long. The record is from the annotation of a GenBank genome assembly. NCBI's taxonomy places the organism in Eukaryota, Fungi, Ascomycota, Leotiomycetes, Helotiales, Sclerotiniaceae.